CGCACAGAAAGUGUCAACGAUUCAUUUUAUGCUGAAUAUGAAGAUGUAGUGGGAAAACAUUUAGAAAUAGUUAAAAUAACAAAUAGAUUAUCAGAAUUUUUUCCAGAAGUUGUGGAUGACAAAGAGAAGAAGCCAUGCGUUAUUAGAAUUUUACUUCAUAAGAAGGACGAAGGAAUCCUUGAUGAUCUGGACAUUGUUUAUCUAUUAGAUGCGAUGUUUUCUGCUGGAACUGACACAGUUGGAGCAAGUUUAACAUGGCUUACCGCUGCUUUAGCUAAUAAUCCUCAAGUUCAGUCUAAAGCUCAUCAAUCGUGUGUUUCUGAUGAACAAAAUAUUCCUUACAUACGUGCUAUAAUUAAAGAAGGACAAAGAUAUUGUGCACCAAUUUAUCUUGGUGUACCUCAUGGCAUUGAAGAAGAUGACGAAUAUAAUGGAUGUUAUAUUCCGGCAAAUUCUGUGGUAAUUUUAAAUCAAUAUGGGAUUCAUAUGGAUGAGAAAAGAUAUGAAAAUCUCAAAGAGUUUAGACUUGAAAGAUUUUUAGGACUUAAUGAAAAUA
This is a messenger RNA of Dentiscutata erythropus, 556 nucleotides long. NCBI's taxonomy places the organism in Eukaryota, Fungi, Glomeromycota, Glomeromycetes, Diversisporales, Gigasporaceae. The record is from the annotation of a GenBank genome assembly.